CUCCCACAGGGCUGGUACUCACAGCUGAAGACAGACUGGGGAUCAGGACUGACAGAGCUCCUGGUUAGGCAUGGCAUGAACUGAGAGUGCUGGAACCCGGGAGCCAGCCUGCGGGAGGUCAGAGCACUGCUCCACAGUGGAGAGGACAGAGCCUGGGGGAGCAGUGGACAGGCUACAGGAUCCAGGGCAGGAAGCAUUGGGGCAGCCACAUCUCACACAGUCACGCCUCUGGACCAGACGCAGAGAGCAGAGGUGACAGGCACUGGGUAGUUGUAGACACUUCUGGUCUCAGUGGAGUUCUCCCUCGAACCACAUUGUACCAGGAUAUGAGGGAGGCAGGGGGACUGAGAGUGGAGACUCCCUAAGUGGUGUCCCGUGGAGGGGGCUCCUUGAAGGAGGAGAGGGUGAUCAAGAAGACCGUCUCAAAUCCAUCUGGGCCGCUGAGGAGACAGGACAGCUGCUGCAGAGAGAUCUUUAACCCAGAGCAGUGACAGCAGCCAUCCACCCCCCGACCCACCCUCCCUGCAGCUCUGGCCCUGAGAGCAACAGGAGGGACCUCACCUGCCCCUUCGGUGAGGGACCAUGACUAGGUCCUGGUGGCUCUCCCUGCUCCCUCUCGCCAUUCCGGUGAUCCUGGUGGCCGCCAGCACAGACCCAGACAAGAAUGAGGUGAAGCUGCUGAGGAGUCCAAAGGCCGUCAGCACCUCCAACGCCAACGUGAGGCAGUGUCUGUGGUUCGCCAUGGAAGAGUACAACAAGGAGAGCGGGGACAAGUAUAUCUUCCUGGUGGCCCACACACGGCAAGCCCAGCUGCAGAUCACGAAUCGUUUGGAAUACCUCAUUGAUGUCGAAAUUGCCCGCAGCAACUGCAGAAAGCCUUUGAGCAAUAAUGAAAACUGUAACAUUCAAGAAAACACCAAACUGGAGAAGAAAGUCACUUGCAGCUUUUUGGUCGGAGCACUUCCCUGGAAUGGCGAGUUCGCUGCUACACACACGUACACGAGUCCCCGCCCUGAGUGGGUGUCGUCCCCAGUGACAGCAGCCUCCGACUCCUCGCAGCACCCUGGAGGGCUCUGCCUUGGCUGUGGGGACCCAGGGCCUGGGCAGAGGGACUGA
This is a messenger RNA of Tupaia belangeri chinensis (Chinese tree shrew), 1116 nucleotides long. RefSeq names its product cystatin-8. The coding region runs from base 583 to 1116 and encodes 177 amino acids. Gene Ontology annotation, cellular component: cell surface; cytoplasm; extracellular region. The record is from RefSeq and is a predicted model, not a curated record. Gene Ontology annotation, molecular function: cysteine-type endopeptidase inhibitor activity. The transcript has 4 exons. Lineage: Eukaryota; Metazoa; Chordata; Mammalia; Scandentia; Tupaiidae.